Molecule: messenger RNA, 1101 nt
Organism: Cuculus canorus (common cuckoo)
Lineage: Eukaryota; Metazoa; Chordata; Aves; Cuculiformes; Cuculidae
Gene: NDRG2
Product: NDRG family member 2
Exons: 15
Coding region: 21-1010 (329 amino acids)
Biological process (GO): signal transduction
Cellular component (GO): cytoplasm
Source: RefSeq, a predicted model, not a curated record
CCCCCCCCUUCCCGCAGGCGAUGGAGCUGCAGGAGACCACCCCUCCCCCACCCGGCAAGGCGGUGCCGGUGCCGACGCCGUUCGGGCCGGCGCUGGUGACGGCGCACGGGGAACCGCGCCCGGGACGUCCCGCGCUCCUCACCUUCCCCGACGUCGGCCACGACCACCGCUCGUGUUUCGCCCCUCUCUUCGCCCACCCCGAGAUGUCGGAGAUCACCCGGAAUUUCCUCCUCCUCCACGUGGAUCCGCCGGGAAUGGAGGACGGAGCCCCUCCCUACCCCGACGGGUACCAGUACCCCUCCCUGGAGCAACUGGCCGAGAUGCUGCCGUGUAUCCUCCACCACCUCAGUAUCACCAGUAUCAUCGGCAUCGGGGUCGGAGUGGGAGCCUUCGUCCUCGCCAAGUUUGGGCUCCUUCACCCCGAGGCCGUGGAGGGGCUGGUGCUGGUGAACCUCGACGCCAAAGCACGCGGCUGGAUGGACUGGGCAGCCAGCAAGAUCUCUGGCCUCACCUCCUCCGUCAACGAGUUGAUCCUGGCCCAUCUCUUCAGCCAGUCGGAGCUCUCCGCCCCUCCCCCCGCGCUGCGCGAGGUCCGCGAUCGUCUCGCGGGAGCGCCGAACGCGGGAUUGUUGUGGGCGAUGUGGAACAGCCGUGGGGAUCUCGGCCUGGAGCGCAGCGGGGCCGGUGCCCUCAGGUGUCCAGUGCUCCUCGUGGUCGGUGAUCACUCUCCGCACGAAGACGCAGCGGUCGAGUGUAACGCGAAACUGGAUCCGACGCAGACGUCGUUCUUAAAGAUGGCCGAUGGGGGGGGUCAACCCCAGCUCAGCCAGCCAGCCAAGCUGACCGAGGCAUUCAAGUACUUCGUGCAGGGAAUGGGUUACAUGGCCGCCUCGGCCAUGACUCGCCUCUCGCGUUCCCGCACGGCCUCGCUCAGCGCUGACCCCCAACGGACUCGCAGUAGGACCCUGUCCAGGGGCAGCGCCGGGGGGGACCCCAAAUCCCCCCCCUGAACCCCCAAAUCCCCCUUUAAACCCCAAAUCCCCUCUUGAACCCCCAAAUCCCCCUUUGAACUCCCAAAUCCACCCCCUGAACCCCCAAAUC